Adineta ricciae is the source of this 456-nucleotide messenger RNA. Lineage: Eukaryota; Metazoa; Rotifera; Eurotatoria; Adinetida; Adinetidae. The record is from the annotation of a GenBank genome assembly.
AUGGAACUUCGUCAGCAGAACUUUCCUCCUCAUUAUUGGCUUAAGCUACACAAUCAUGAUGUUGAGAAAUUAUCACCACCACCGAUCAAACGUCGAAAUCCACCAAAAACCAAAGUAGACCAUUGCAUCAAUUCGCUUUCACCUCACAUACAGAGAUUUAUCUACGUUGGUUCUAUCGAUCGACGUAAAGGUGAAAUCCGUUCCACUCGUCUUCCGCUUAGUCCAGAGCAAUUUCAUGUGUUGAUUCGUCUUGGGGUGACACGCCGAUACCAAUCUGUUGUUCCACUAGAAGACGAAUUACAACUGCAGUAUGAUUUCGAACAUAAAGGUUAUACUCGUGGUGUUUUUAAUAUCCAGUUUCGUUUACAAACGCAGAAACCGGUGAUUAUCGGGAAAAAGCCUGUUCUUCUUCUCCGCAUUCGCUAUCACCAAAAAGCACCUGUCUUAAAACGAUGA